Cucurbita maxima (winter squash) is the source of this 1966-nucleotide messenger RNA. RefSeq names its product non-canonical poly(A) RNA polymerase PAPD5. Gene Ontology annotation, biological process: RNA 3'-end processing. NCBI's taxonomy places the organism in Eukaryota, Viridiplantae, Streptophyta, Magnoliopsida, Cucurbitales, Cucurbitaceae. Bases 84 to 1676 code for a protein of 530 amino acids. The record is from RefSeq and is a predicted model, not a curated record. The transcript is spliced from 14 exons. Gene Ontology annotation, cellular component: TRAMP complex; nucleolus. Gene Ontology annotation, molecular function: poly(A) RNA polymerase activity; mRNA binding.
UAAUCAGACAUUUUCCCCCCAACUGACGAAUUACUAAAACCCCUUGCUGCUGCAUCUCCCUGUCUCUGUGGCCUUCAAUUUCAAUGGAGGAAGAGACUGUUCAACAGUAUCUGUACGAUACUCUAAGCCCUCUUUCAUUCUCCGCCGUCGCUACCACCGGAAGCGAGGAGCAACUCUCGCCUUCCGAUAACCUCGAGCCCUACGCCGUUUUCCGCAACGAGAUCUCUCUCUCUACUUCUCAUUCUGCUCCGGCCGAGACUGCAGCAACCGAGUUUUUUGCCCUUGAUGUUGCUGCUGACAACGUGGAGGAAAUUUCGGGGUUUUCUACUCCUUUGGCGGUUACUUCGGUUCAGGAAACUGAGCCUAGGACGCCGGAAUGUGAGGAUCAGUCGAUGCUUGAAAGUGGGUGGUUCCGUGGCAAUGGUGGAUUCAAGAGCCCUAUGCUACAGUUGCAUAAAGAAAUAGUUGAUUUUUGUGAGUUUCUAUCUCCAACUGAAGAAGAACGUGUUGCACGAGACAGUGCAGUUGAAAGGGUUUUUAGUGUAGUCAAACACAUAUGGCCUCACUGUAAGGUUGAAGUUUUUGGAUCGUUUCAGACAGGGCUUUAUCUUCCAACCAGUGACAUCGAUGUUGUUAUUCUGGAUUCAGGCAUCCCAAAACCACAACUUGGUUUGCAAGCUCUUUCCAGGGCUUUAUCACAAAAGGGAAUAGCAAAAAAGAUUCAGGUUAUUGGAAAGGCUCGUGUGCCAAUAAUUAAGUUUGUUGAAAAGCAAAGUGGUAUAUCUUUUGAUAUAAGUUUUGACGUGCAGAAUGGACCAAAAGCUGCUGAUUUUAUAAAGGGUGCAAUCAGUAAGUGGCCUCCUUUGCGUCCUCUGUGUUUGAUCUUAAAGGUGUUUUUGCAGCAGAGAGAACUGAAUGAGGUAUAUUCUGGUGGACUAGGUUCUUAUGCACUUCUUACUAUGCUUAUGGCCAUGUUGCAGAGUUUCAACGUGUCCCACUCUUCUCUUGAACACAAUCUGGGAGUCCUUUUGGUACAUUUCUUUGAUUUUUAUGGUCGCAAAUUGAACACUUCUGAUGUUGGUGUAUCUUGCAAUACGGGAGGCAUUUUUUUCUCGAAGAGUAACAGAGGAUUCAUGACAAAAGGACGCCCAUUUCUUCUUUCCAUUGAGGAUCCUCAGGCACCAGAUAAUGACAUUGGCAAGAAUUCCUACAAUUACUUCCAGAUAAGAUCUGCAUUUGCAAUGGCCUUUUCAAUCUUGACAAAUGUUAAGACCAUUUUAGGUCUUGGUCCAAACCGAAGUAUUCUAGGCACAAUAAUCCGACCCGAUCCAGUCUUGUUGAAGCGAAAAGGUGGCAGAGAUGGAGAAGUGACCUUUACUUCUUUACUCCCUGGAGCAGGGGAACCUAUACAACAACAACCAGAAUAUGGGGAUGGUCAGGAGAUGCUGUGCAAUUGGCAGUUCGGCGACGAUGAACCAUUGCCUCGAGGGAACGACGCAUCCAGGAAUUUGGAUACGCCGUCCUCUAAAAAAAAGAGAAAAUCUCGCUGCGAGAAGUCGAGAAAUAAGGACAAAGAAAACCAUGGGAGUAGUAAGCGCAGCAAAGAGAAGAGUUCGAGGAAGAAACGAUGGAGAGAGAACGGGAGUGAUGGCAGAAGGUCUCCUUGGAAAAGAUAACUCAUACAGUUUAAGCACUGGAAACAGCUGCUGAUGAAGGUCUCUCUGCGGCCAUUGCUGGAGAUUGUUGUGAUAUCAGUGUACUCAACCUGGAGGUGGAGGAACCAUCCUAGUCUCUACUCAGGUACAAAUUUUGAUACCAUUCAUUAUGAUCUUCUGAUAUUUAUUUAUCAUUUCUUCCAUGUUUUUACCAUUCACAUGUAUCCUCUAGAAAUAUAUAACCAAAUUAGUGUUCUUGUUAUGUAUCCUAACUUUAUUGAUCAAACACUUACAAAUAUAACCAUCACAAG